GAGCUGGUGCCACAAAGUGUGCAUAUAAAAAUAUUGUGCACAAUUUAAUAAUGAAAAUAAAUUGGAAAGUAUUUUAAAAUUGCAUGCUCUGUGUCCAUUUAUAAUGGAGUAUUUUUUUUUAUAUAACAUUCUUUAAAGGGACACUGUACCCAAAAAAAUUCUUCCAUGAUUCAGAUUGAGCAUUCAGAUAUGAACACACACUUUUUUUUUUUCUUUUUAUGAUUCAGAUAUAGAACAUGCAAAUCUAAACCACUUUCUAAUUUACUCCUAUUAUCAAUUUUUCUUCAGUCUCUUGGUAUCUUUAUUUAAAAAAGCAGGAAUGUAAGCUUAGGAACUGACCCAUUUUUAGUGGAUAGAUCUCAUUGAGCUGGUCAUUUGAAAAGUAGAUCCCAACACAAAAAAGUGUGGGCACCCCUGAUCUAGGGGAAUGUGACACAGUUGUUGAUAUGGAACCACUAUUUCAUUGAAAAUUAACUCUCAAGGUUCACUAAUAGAGUUGAUAGGGACUGGAAGAUUUUCUGAAAUAUACUCUUCGUGUUUUUUUCCAGCUCAAAGAAUAUAAAUAUCUGCAUAGGAUUCAUUCACAUAGCAUUUUAGGGAAUCAAGUACACGAUUUAUAAAAAAAAAUAUUGUGUGGUCACUAUGGGGCUCCGUAUCUAAUAAAUAUAUACAAGGGGUUAGCAUUGCAAGGGCAGUAACACUAUCAUAACAUUAUAUCAUUGUAUUUUAUAAGUCGCCAACAAUUAUACCUGAAUUAUAUUUGCAAUAUCUGGCCUGUGCUGUGGAACUCGCAGUCGCCAACAGGAAACAGCCAGUAAGCCAAAUGGCAGCAGCAGUAACAACUCCAACAAUCACUGGCUGCAGUAUUAUAAACAGCUCACAUGCAGAACUUUACCUAUGCGUUUAAGUCAUGCUGUUUGCUUCAAAUACUGCAUCUUCUGAGCUGAAUACAGCCAGUGAUUGGAAGGGUUGUGUGAUUACUGCUGCCAUUUUGCUCAACGGCUGUUUGGGACAAGCAGUUCUCUGCAGCUCCUAAGUGGGAUGCAAAUAUUUCAAUUAACACACAAAUACUUAUAUUUCCACGGUCUAAUGAAUUAUUAUUGAACGCUACAUUUGCAUAUAUUCUAGUGUCAUUUUACGAAUCCAUAUUGAGGUCAAAUAGCGAAUUACAGUCUUCACAUUGGGGGGAAAUGAUGUGACUAUUGUGCUAUUCCAAAGAAUCAAUCAAUGUGUUGUCACUUAAUUUAUGAUGGAAGAUUAUUACUACUUAGUUACUGGGAGCUUCCAGUCAGCCUGUAUUAGCCUGAGAUUUACGCAUGCGCAUACCCACAGGUCAGCUACUUCUGUACAGUGACGCCCCGCCCGCAUAUUUCCCUGACAUUCAAUACGUCGUCCAAUAUGGGGCGCACUGCGCAGCGCCAGCUUUAUGAGAAUGACGUUGUAUUGAAGGGCCGAGCGUUGUUCUUGCUGUUUCACCUGUUCUGUUUUACUGAUUUUUCUUUGUCGUAUUAUUUUAUUUUAAUGUGCGACUUCUGUGAAGUUGAUAUCCGUUGAUAUGAGCGAAACGGAAUUGACACCAUCCAAACUGGGCACAAAGGAACACUGGGAUGCAGUUUACAGUCGUGAACUUCAAACAUUCCAGGAAUAUGGUGAUGAGGGUGAGAUAUGGUUUGGAGAGGGUAGUAUGAAGCGGGUAGUGCGAUGGCUGACUACAUACAAGAAACCCCUUAAUUCAACAAUAUUGGAUAUUGGCACUGGAAAUGGCAUGUUGCUUGUGGAGCUGGCAAAGGCUGGUUACAAUAAUCUCACAGGAAUAGAUUAUUGCCCUGAUGCUAUAGCGCUUGCCAAAAGUAUAUGUGAAAAAGAAGGUGUGUCCCAAGAUAUAAUUUUCCAGGUCACAGACUUCCUGGCCACAUUCCAUCCUGCAGAGCAGUUUGACAUUUGUCUGGAUAAGGGGACAUAUGAUGCCGUGAGUUUAGACCCUAGUGGGGCAGAAGAAAAACGCAAGCAGUACGUACAGACGCUGUGCCGGACUUUGAAACCGCAUGGACUUUUUAUAAUCACUUCCUGCAACUGGACUAGAGAUGAACUGCUUUGCCAUUUUCAGGGAGAGCUUGACAUCCUAGAUGAAUUGCCUACACCAACCUUUAGCUUUGGAGGGAAUUCAGGACACAGUGUUACUGCCUUAGUUUUCCAAAGAAGAGCCAACGUUUAACCUGAGAGCUUUCCAUUCACUAGCCCCUUCAGACCACAACCAUGAUGUCAGCUAUUUAAUAAAUGUACACAACUCUU
Messenger RNA from Bombina bombina (fire-bellied toad), 2292 nucleotides. It is a transcript of the gene EEF1AKMT2, whose product is annotated as EEF1A lysine methyltransferase 2. The transcript has 6 exons. Gene Ontology annotation, cellular component: cytoplasm. The record is from RefSeq and is a predicted model, not a curated record. The coding region runs from base 1556 to 2215 and encodes 219 amino acids. Gene Ontology annotation, molecular function: protein-lysine N-methyltransferase activity. Gene Ontology annotation, biological process: peptidyl-lysine monomethylation; peptidyl-lysine dimethylation. NCBI's taxonomy places the organism in Eukaryota, Metazoa, Chordata, Amphibia, Anura, Bombinatoridae.